Messenger RNA from Daldinia decipiens, 1999 nucleotides. Its product is annotated as tannase and feruloyl esterase. The transcript has 3 exons. The record is from RefSeq and is a predicted model, not a curated record. Bases 166 to 1791 code for a protein of 541 amino acids. NCBI's taxonomy places the organism in Eukaryota, Fungi, Ascomycota, Sordariomycetes, Xylariales, Hypoxylaceae.
CCUGAUUACCGGUGUCAUUUCAACCAAGUUGCGAGAUGCAGUUUCAAGAGGGGAAGUCUAACGAUAACUACCCCUAAGUAAGGCUACACUUAUUCGCCGCAUCCUAACACGAGGAGAUAUUUACUUAAUAUACUUAACUGAGGUACAACCUAAAAAAGUCCAACCAUGUCGCUACCUACCUUGAGCUUUGCCGUCUUUCUUGGAGUUGCUGUCCGCUUAGCUGCAUGCUCUGUAGACAAAUGUGCGUCACUCGGCGCCCAAAUUCCGGUUCCUAAUAGUACAAUUCUUAUGUAUAACUACUUACUCAAUGGAACAACUAUCGAUCUUCCCGGGACUGUAGAGUCCUGUGGAGGCCCGAACCUCAAAGCUAACGUCACAGCCGAUCUCUGUCGGUUCGUGUUUACCGUCACAACUUCUCCCUCGAGCGAGAUACAGCUAGAAGCCUGGCUUCCAGAUUCGAAGACCUGGAACGGAAGAAUAUUAGCUACAGGGAAUGGUGGCAUUGGGGGGUGUAUUGAUUACGCUACUAUGCAAAAUGGGGCAGGAUUGGGAUUUGCAUCUUUCGGGACUAACUCUGGACACAACGGAUCAGUAGGAUAUGAGUUUUUCCUAGACCAACCUGAGGUCAUCAACGAUUUCGGCCACAGAUCUAUUCACGUCGAAGCAGAGGUCAGCAAGGAAUUGGCACAUCAGUACUACGGAGCCAGAGCAACCAAGACGUAUUACGCGGGCUGUAGUACGGGGGGACAUCAAGGGUUUCAAAACGCGCAUUUGCAUCCCAAGGACUUCGAUGGGAUGCUUCUUGGAAGCCCGGGUAUCGACUGGUUUCGCGUUGUGGCCUCGAAGGGAAUCAUAGCACGACGCAUCGGAUGGCCUCAUCUGAAUUCAUCGGCUUAUGUACGUCCGGAGCAGUGGCCAGCCAUCGUCGAAGCACAGAUCAGAGAAUUAGAUUCUCUAGAUGGAGUAACAGACGGUAUUAUAGACGAGCCAACGAAGCACCGGUUUAAUCCUGAGAGCCUGGUAUGCGGCACCGACCUACUCAACUCCUCACUUUGCCUUAGCCCACAGCAGGUGGAAUCUGUGCGUAGAGCGUAUGAGCCAAUUGUUAGUGCCUCGGGUCAAAUCGUUUAUCCAGCCUUCGAACUAGGCUCUAGGACCGAUGUAUUCUCUGAGAAUCAGGAGAACGGGACGGCUAAGUUGAGCUAUACGAUCAUUGAAGAUUUCUGGCGUGGUGCUGUUUUCAAUAAUACCUAUUGGACACCGGAGAAUUUUAAUGAAUCGGACAUAGAUUUUGCUGUAAGCAUUAACCCAGGGCGAAUCAAUACUGCUGAGAAAGACCUGUCGAGCUUCUAUCACAGAGGCGGUAAGAUCAUCACGUAUCAUGGGAGGAAUGAUGAGGCUGUAACAUCUGCUCUCUCAGAACAAUUCUUCACUGGGGUUCAGGCCACGUUGAACCUUACGUUACAAGAUAUGCAUAGCUUCUAUCGACUAUUCUUCCUUCCCGGGAUGCGUCAUUGCUCGGGGGGGCUAGGAGCCUGGAGCAUAGGGAAUGCGCAAAAAUAUCCGUACGACAAGACGCUGCUAGAUUCUACACAUAAUGCACUUAUCGCGUUGGUUAACUGGGUCGAAAAUGGGACGGCACCGGAAACAAUUGUCGGUACAAAGUACGAAAACGAUCUUAUCGGGGGUAAUAUCACGGCACAACGAACGUAUUGCUCCUAUCCUAUGGUUAGCAGAUGGGACGGCAUUGGUGAUGCAAACCUGGCAACUAGCUGGGAGUGCGUUUUAUAAAGUCGAGCAGAACAGGAGGCAUACUCUAAUGGGAAAGUAAGCCGUAUAUUAAUUAAGUAGGCACUUUAGGGAAACUUACUUGGAACGAUUACCUACAGUUCCUUUAAUUAAUGCAUACUCCAACAUAAGUUUACCAACCCCUGAAUAAACCUUUCUAUAAACAAAAGUUCGCUGUGAUGUAUUCAACACUUUCCAACUCAACUUUCAC